GUCCGUGAGGCGGCGCCAUAUUGGAUAUUCCUCCUCUUACCGGUUCUCCCCGGACGUGUGCCUCCGCCUGUCGCCCAGCCUCCGGCAGUCUCUGCUCCGCGGGCUCAGGUAUGAGGGAUGCUAGCGACGCGACGCACCGUCACCGACUCACGCUCCGCACCGCCAUGUUCCUCCGGGCAGCGGCACCGCGUCACCGGGCGGAGGAAUCCGGUUAGAGACCCACCUGAGGAGGAGCGGAGGUGAGGAAGUGGCGUGCAGGUUGAGGAAGACAUAAUUGGAUAGAGAUAACUCCGCCGAGGCAUGAUGUUCACGCUCACGGAGGUUGCGUCCCUGAAUGACAUUCAGCCGACGUACCGCAUCCUAAAGCCAUGGUGGGAUGUCUUCAUGGACUACUUGGGACUGGUCAUGCUCAUGCUUGCCAUAUUCGCAAUGACCAUGCAAAUCACGAAGGACCAGGUGGCGUGCCUUCCUUGCCUGGAGGACCCAGAGCAGACGCCAGGAGCUACACCUGGUUCAUUCCCCCAGCAGCCCGCACAAGAAACAGCCUCAACUGCAUCCACCAGGGCCCCAGUGGGGUCAACCGUCCCCUAUAUUACCAAGGACUUACCGGACGAAGUAGUCCACGAGCUCCACACCACACAACAACACACUACGGGGUUGUCAGAGAAUUAUCCCAAUCAACCUCCACCAACUGGAAUCAAGACCAAUCUGGACUAUCAACAGUAUAUCUUCGUCAACCAAAUAUGUUACCAUGUUGCCUUGCCCUGGUACUCCAAGUACUUUCCAUACCUCACUCUCAUCCACACUAUUGUUCUCAUGGUCAGUAGCAACUUCUGGUUCAAAUACCCCAAAACAAGCUCCAAGAUCGAGCAUUUUGUUUCCAUUCUAGGCAGAUGCUUUGAGUCUCCCUGGACAACCAAGGCUUUGUCUGAAACCGCUUGUGAGGACUCUGAGGAGAACAAGCAGAGGAUGACCGGCACCUCCUCAGUACCAAAACAGGUAUCUUUAGAGGGGAAGGACGAGAGCGUCAACUCGUCAACUCCCAUGCUUGGGGUGAAGUUUUCCGCAGAUAAGCCCAUAGGGGAGGUCCCUAGUAGUAUGACAAUCCUGGACAAAAAAGAUGGGGAGCAGGCAAAAGCCUUAUUUGAGAAAGUGAGAAAAUUCAGAGCUCACGUGGAAGACAGCGAUUUCAUCUACAAGCUUUAUGUAGCACAGACCAUUGUCAAAACCGUCAAGUUUAUUUUGAUAUUGUCCUACACUUCAACCUUUAUGGCUAAGAUUAAUUUUAAGCACAGCUGUGAGCCUGAUAUCAAACAGCUGACAGGAUACAGAAUUUUCUUCUGUACACACAACAUGGCGUUCAUGCUGAACAAGCUGCUGAUCAGCUACAUGGCUUUGAUUUUGAUCUAUGGCAUGGCGUGCUUGUACUCACUCUUCUGGGUGUUUCGGCGACCCCUGAAAGAGUACUCGUUUGAGAAGGUCAGGGAGGAGAGCAGCUUUAGUGACAUUCCUGAUGUCAAGAACGACUUUGCAUUCCUCUUACACAUGGUUGACCAGUAUGACCAACUCUACUCCAAGCGCUUUGGUGUCUUCUUGUCUGAAGUCAGUGAAAACAAGCUGAGGGAGAUCAGCCUCAAUCACGAGUGGACCUAUGAAAAGUUGAGGCAGCUCGUGGGCCGUAACGCACAGGACCAGCAGGAGCUGCACCUUUUCAUGAUCUCCGGCCUCCCCAACGCAGUGUUUGACCUCACCGACUUGGAGGUGCUUAAACUGGAGCUGAUUCCUGAGGUGCGGUUCACGGCAAAAGUCUCUCAGAUGACCAGCCUGCAGGAGCUGCAUCUCUGCCACUGUCCCGCCAAAGUAGAGCAGACAGGCUUCGCUUUCCUCCGCGACCAUCUUCGCUGCCUUCACGUCAAGUUCACCGAUGUUGCAGAGAUCCCAGCUUGGGUGUAUCUGCUAAGGAGUUUGAGGGAGCUAAACCUCAUCGGCAACUUGAGCUCGGACAAUAAUAAAAUGAUCGGUCUUGAGUCCAUGCGAGAUUUGAGGCAUUUAAAGACAUUAUGCCUGAAGAGCAACCUCUCUAAAAUGCCUACAAACAUCACUGAGCUUUCCCCACACUUAAUUAAAUUAGUCGUGCACAACGAUGGUACCAAACUGCUUGUACUUAAUAGUCUAAAAAAGAUGACAAAUCUGAUUGAACUGGAGCUGCACAGCUGCGAAAUAGAGAGGAUUCCCCACGCUAUUUUCAGCCUGACCAACUUACAGGAGCUGGACCUGAAAUCUAACAACAUCCGCACCAUUGAGGAGAUCAUCAGCUUCCAGCACAUCAAGAGGCUGACGUGCCUGAAACUGUGGCACAACAAAAUAAUCACCAUUCCAUCCUCCAUCGUGCAGGUCAAGUCCCUGGAGUCUCUCCACCUCUCGCACAACAAGCUGGAGUCUUUGCCUCCGGCCUUGUUCGUACUGCCCAAACUGCGGCACUUGGAUGUCAGCCACAACUCCAUCUCGGUGCUGCCUCCAGAUGUCGGCCUCCUCCACAACCUCCAGCACCUGGCCAUCAACUCCAACAAGCUGGAGGUGCUGCCCAAGCCUCUGUUCAGGUGCACCAAGCUCAAGGUGCUGUGUCUGGGGCAGAACGCGCUCACCGUGCUGCCGGAGACGGUGGGUCAGCUGGUGCAGCUCACGCAGCUGGAGCUCAGAGGGAACUGUCUGGACAGGCUGCCCCCCCUGCUCGGAAACUGCCGCCUGCUGCGCAAAAACGGCCUGGUUGUGGAGGACCACCUCUUUGACACACUGCCUGUGGAAGUCAAGGAGAGCAUGAGCCGAGAGACCAACGUGUCCUUCACGAGCGGCUUAUAGCACAGAAACACAGACAGGCCUGCAGCUCUGGUGGUUCUUAACGUGUCAGUGUAACAGGAGGAAAACACUUUUUAUUAUUGUAACAUCAACCCAAAUUAAUGCAUUUUCUGAUUGUUUUUUAUGGGUUGUAUUUGCUUAUGUAGAACAACACAAAUUCCAUUUUUUUGUUGCUGAGUUUGUGUCUAAUUCAGCAGGUUGUUUUUGCCUUUAGCUUUUUCAUAGCUUUAAUAGAAGAUUUGAAAUUUUGCUCCUUUGUAGACCAAUCUGUUGCUCCAGUGACACAGUAUGUAGACGUAUCAUUGUUUUAGGUACUCAGGUGUAAUUGUUACCAUGGGGAACAAUCUUUUGCCUUACCUGCUGCUACACACGCUUAAGGCCAAAUAGAAAUUUACAUUUUUCUUAGUUGGCAUUUUCCAUAUAACAAUUUCUUUAUGUUGGGGAAGCAGACACAAUGCAGUGGUCUUUUCUUGGUUUUAUAUGACCUGUGUAGAAUUGAUAUAACCUUUUAUUUUCCUUGAUGUCUUAUAGCGAAUUGAAUGAGCAUAGUGUUAUAAACCUCAGGUGGAGACUAAGCACCAGAAAUUAACCUUUACUGAUGUAGAGAUUGUAUACUAAGGCCUGUAGCACAACAAAAUGAUCCCCCUCCCGUCCUCCAUCGGGCAGGUCAAGUCCCUGGAGUCUCUCCACCUCUCCCACAAUAAGCUGGAGUCUUUGCCUCCAGCCUUGUUCACUCUGCCCAAACUGCGGCACUUGGAUGUCAGCCACAACUCCAUCUCGGUGCUGCCUCCAGAUGUCGGCACAGACAGGCAUGCAGCUCUGGUGGUUCUUAACGUGUCAGUGUAACGGAAGGAAAAUACUUUUUUUAUUAUUGUAACAUCAACCCAAAUUAAUGCAUUUUCUUGAUGUUUUAAUUGGUUUUAUUUGCUUAUGUAGAACAAUACAAAUUCCAUCUUUUUGUUGCUGAUUCUGUAUUAGGGCUUGGCAAAUGACUUCAAAUAAAUAUCACGAUAUUUCAAACUUUUACCUCAAUUAUGAUUGAUGAAUGAUUAUUUAACCCCAAUUUGAUGAAUUACUCUGCCCCAGUCAACAAAUGAUUCUGCAUGGAAGGUAGCGGAACCUGACCAAAUUAACCGACAGGAGCAAACUUACAUUUGUAAGAGGUUAUAAAUGUUGGUUUGUAUGAAUUUUCGGUUAAUUGCCCAGCCCUAGUAUGUCUCUAAUUCAGCGGUUUGUUUUUAGAUUUAGGUUUUUCAUAGCUUUAAUCGAAAAUUUGAAAUUUUGCUCCUUUAUAGACCAAAACUGUUGCUCCAGUGACACAGUAUAUAGACGUAUCCUUGUUUUAGGUACUCAGGUAUAAUUGUUACCAUGGGGAACAAUCUUUUGCCUUAACUGCUGCUAUUUUGUAAAGUGAAAGCUUUCACACACUUAAGGCCAAAUAGAAAUAUUUCAUUUCAUUGUCAGUUUUUAUCCACAUAUUAAUUUCUUUAUGUUGUGGAAGCAGACACAAUGCAGUGGAAUUUUCUUUUGUUUUAUUUAACUUUUGUUGAAUUCAUACAAUCUUUAUUUUCCUUGAUGUCUUGUGGCGAAACGAAUGAGCUUAGAGUUGUAAACCUCAGGCGGAGACUAAGCACCAGAAAUGAACCUUUACUGUUGUAGAGAUUGUAUACUAAGGCCUGUAGUACUUUUUUUGCCUAAUGAGAACACUAUGAUUUAAAGAUAAGUGACUUUCUUUUGUGAACAGGUUCUACGACCAAUGUCAGCUGAUUAAAGGGAAAUCUGUAAACCACCUUUUGAUGCUUAAAAUUUUUUAAUGUGAGACAAAACCACUCACUGGCAUGUCUGACUAUCCCACAUGUCAGAAAUAAACACGUCUGCCUUCUUUCUUCACAAUGUAUUUCUGUGUAGGCUUACAUAUGUGCUCCUCUGAGCUGCUGUACCACCUCGGUGAUCCUGUGCUCAGAGUUCACAAGUUUAUGGCACAAUAAAGCAAGAUUUCAGAUGAA
Messenger RNA from Limanda limanda (common dab), 4862 nucleotides. RefSeq names its product leucine rich repeat containing 8 VRAC subunit Da (gene lrrc8da). Lineage: Eukaryota; Metazoa; Chordata; Actinopteri; Pleuronectiformes; Pleuronectidae. Gene Ontology annotation, molecular function: protein binding. The record is from RefSeq and is a predicted model, not a curated record. The coding region runs from base 301 to 2859 and encodes 852 amino acids. The transcript has 2 exons.